Molecule: messenger RNA, 1090 nt
Organism: Populus trichocarpa (black cottonwood)
Lineage: Eukaryota; Viridiplantae; Streptophyta; Magnoliopsida; Malpighiales; Salicaceae
Product: protein transport protein SFT2
Exons: 4
Coding region: 230-901 (223 amino acids)
Biological process (GO): vesicle-mediated transport
Cellular component (GO): membrane
Source: RefSeq, a predicted model, not a curated record
UUCCCUUCACCAGACUCGCCGUUACUGACCAACAGUUCAAACGGCAUCGUUUCUUUGAAAACUAUCAUUUUCCCUUGACUUCUAAGCUUCAAACGGAAAUACCAUUUCACCUCCACUGUUUCACCGAACUGAUAAGCAUCAAGACAACAUCAAGAUCGUUUCUUUUCUCAAAAUUCUCGAACCUUAACAAAAAUCAUCAAUUGGGUUGUCUUUUGUUUCAAUAAAAACAAUGCAGAGUUGGUUUUCAAGCAGUGGAGAAGAUCAGCAACAAGAAAAGCCCGCAUCUUCUUUGUUGGCUGAUUGGAACUCAUAUGCAGCAACAAGCAAUUCAAAUGAAUCCUCUACUGGAUUAGCCAGCAUCGGUAGCUUUGAUCUUGAAGCUGCUGUUCGCUCUGCUAAUGACACUGUUUCUGGCACCUUCAAUGUGGUUUCUAAAGGUGUGAGUGGGAACUUCCAGUCUGCCACCAGUAACAUCCCUUCAGGAAAAGCUCUUAUGUAUUUUGGUUUAUUUCUAGCAACAGGCGUGUUCUUUGUUUUCACUUCAUUUGCCCUGUUCCUUCCUGUCAUAGUACUCGUGCCCCAGAAGUUUGCUAUCUGUUUUACACUUGGUUGUGGCUUUAUCAUUGCGUCAUUCUUUGCACUCAAGGGUCCCAAGAAUCAACUUGCUCACAUGUCAUCGAAAGAGAGGCUUCCAUUUACUUUGGGAUUCAUAGGCAGUAUGGUGGGUACCCUAUAUGUUUCCAUGGUGCUUCACAGCUAUUUUCUAUCUGUGCUAUUCUCUGUGAUACAGGUUCUCGCCCUUGCAUACUAUGCGAUAUCCUACUUCCCUGGUGGAUCUGCUGGGCUGAAAUUCCUCUCAUCUUCCCUGACCUCAUCAGUGAUGAGACGUUUCGGGAGUUGACAUUGGCUGCCAUGCCCAUUUUUCCCUUGUAUAUCUUUCCUUUUCCUUGGCUUCUUGUUCUGCUAGUGUAUCUAGAAAGUAGGAACUGCGAGGCAUGUUCCUGAAUAGCAGCUUUCAGCUUGAAUACUUUGGUUGCCUUUACUCUAGUCUGAACUCUUAAAAAAGAAAUGGAGAGUGAAAUUCGAAGUC